Eruca vesicaria subsp. sativa (arugula) is the source of this 2118-nucleotide messenger RNA. NCBI's taxonomy places the organism in Eukaryota, Viridiplantae, Streptophyta, Magnoliopsida, Brassicales, Brassicaceae. The record is from the annotation of a GenBank genome assembly.
AAAAAAAAGAUAUUUAUAAAGUUGCAGCUAAACCCUAAAUUUGAAUCUCUCCUCGUUCUUUCUCUCUUUCUCUUUUUCUCUCUCUUUAACCGCCGCCGACGACAGCAACAAUGGGUGCCAAGGCGAAGAAAGCUUUGAAGAAGAACAUGAAGAAGAUUACUGCUUCCGCUGCUGCUUCUUCCUCUACUCAGCUAUCUGUUCCCCAGAACCUCAAACCAUCAGCUGAUUUCUUGCCACUAGGAGGUGGUCCAGCUCGAAAAGCUCCAGUGACCAAAGCUAUAGAGAGUAAAGCCACGGUGCUAUACAUCGGUCGUCUCCCUCACGGUUUCUACGAGACUGAGAUUGAAGCUUUCUUCACGCAGUUUGGAACAGUGAAGAGAGUUAGAGUCGCACGAAACAAGAAGACUGGGAAAUCAAAGCAUUUUGGAUUCAUUCAGUUUGAGGACCCUGAGGUGGCGGAAAUUGCAGCGGGUGCAAUGAAUGACUAUCUGUUACUCGAGCAUAUGCUUCAAGUUCGUGUUAUUCCACCAGAGGAUGUUAAACCUAAUCUGUGGAAAGGGUUCAAGUGUCAGUACAAACCAGUGGAUUGGGUUCAGAUCGAGCGUAAACAACACAACAAGGAAAGGACACUGGAAGAACAUAGGAAAAUGUUGAACAAGGUUGUGAAACGUGAUCAGAAAAGGAGAAAGAGAAUCGAAGCUGCUGGAAUUGAAUAUCAAUGCCCUGAGCUUGUUGGAAAUACACAGCCAUUACCUAAGAAGAUCAAGUUUAGUGAAGACGAGUAACCGAAGCUGUGGGAAAACAAACAUUUACGAUAAGCUUUUGUUUUUAUAUGGUAUCUGGUUUGUUGUUGUACUUCUGACAUCGGAUCCAGAACUCAAAACUUUAUUGCAAUGAAUAUGUUUUGAAUCUUAAAUCCUCUGUAUUGCAUCAAUAUACUUCAAUACAACUGGUGCUAGAUUCUCUAAAGUAAAACCUCUCUUGCCAUCUCUAACUGAAACAGUUGCAAUGAGAACAAAGUUUUCACCAUUCCCUACAUCAAUCUCAUACAACUCAGCAAACACCUCUCUAAACACAUACUUCAGCUCUUCAUAGAAUCUCUUACUUGGAGGAAUAACAUUGAUAACAAAAACCCCACCAGAAACAAGCACUCCCCUUGCAGCAAGCAAAACAUCUCUCGCCACAAACUCAACCGGAGGAGCACUCACGCCGUGAAUCGGAUCACUCGAGUCAAGAUCAACCAUCAACACAUCAAACUUUCUCUCAUCAUCAUCAUCACUACAAGAAAGCCUCUUCAAGAACUCAACACCAUCUCCAACAUGAACACUCGCAAACCCUUCUUCCAACCCAAAGUACCCCCUAGCGAUCCUCAACACUUCAGGAUCUAUCUCCACACCUGUAACCUCAAACCCUAACUCUAACUUCAAGAAACUAAGCAACCCUCCACCUCCAACACCAAUACACAACGCCUUUGGCUUACCUCUCAACUCAUAACCAAUCAAAGAAAGACUUGCAACCAUUGGUGCUAAGUAAGGAUGCACAAGCUCCCUAAGCUGAAGCUUAACCUCCUCUCCACUUCUUCCAGGAACAAUCUUGAUUUCGGAUUGAACUAAAUUAGGCAUUCUCUUAAACCUCAACCUCCUCCUAAACUCUCUUACACCUAAAUCCAUCUCAAUCUCUACAUCUUCGAUUAACAUUUCACCUACGUAAGGUCCAACGGAUCUCUCAAUCUCUACUCUCGAUACGACGUCGUCCUCGUAAAUCAGAAAUGGUACUUCUUCUUUGGUUAGCGUUUUGGGAGAGAGAGCUAUAACGAGAGGUUUCAGUCUCUGCUCGAGUCUCUCGUUAUCUUCGGUAUCGGAGGCGCCUCCGAUGAGUAUCAAACGAGAGAUUUCGGGGAGGUUAAGGAGGAGCUGGAGAUGGCCUGACUCGGUGGAGAAGAUCCAAUCGGUUUCUCGGUGCUUCGGGACGAGCAUGGCGGCGGCGAUUCGGGUGGAUGAAUGAAUCGGUGAGUCGAGGACGGCGACUCGGAGGAGAUGUGACGGUGAAUUAGGGUUAGGGAUUGUGAAGGAGAUGAAUCGAGAAGGAGAGAUUGUUUCGAAAAUUCUCACAUCAAGC